Molecule: messenger RNA, 2164 nt
Organism: Pseudomassariella vexata
Lineage: Eukaryota; Fungi; Ascomycota; Sordariomycetes; Amphisphaeriales; Pseudomassariaceae
Product: hsp60 mitochondrial precursor-like protein
Exons: 3
Coding region: 136-1896 (586 amino acids)
Biological process (GO): apoptotic mitochondrial changes; mitochondrial unfolded protein response; protein import into mitochondrial intermembrane space
Cellular component (GO): mitochondrial inner membrane; mitochondrial matrix
Molecular function (GO): ATP binding; protein-folding chaperone binding; ATP-dependent protein folding chaperone
Source: RefSeq, a predicted model, not a curated record
CCCCAGAUUCGAUGUUGAAUUCGACGUUUUUCUCCUCCCAAACCACACCAACCCUCCUCUCCGUUUCCAUUACUGCCAUUCAAUUCCUCUUUGGUCUCGGUCCCGGAGUCUCUCAGUCCUCAUAAUCAGCCCAUUAUGCAGCGUGCUCUGUCAUCCCGAGCAAGGGCCUCGGUCCUCUCGUCUGCUGCUGCUUCUAAGUUUAGGCCUGGUGCAGGUCUUUCGCAACAGCUUCGAUUUGCGCACAAGGAAUUGAAGUUCGGUGUCGAAGCGCGCGCCUCGCUAUUGGCCGGCGUUGAGACUUUGGCCAAAGCUGUUGCCACAACACUCGGCCCCAAAGGACGAAAUGUCCUCAUUGAGUCAAGUUAUGGCUCACCUAAGAUUACAAAGGACGGUGUCACGGUUGCACGAGCAAUCAGCUUACAGGACAAGUUUGAAAACCUCGGUGCCAAGUUGUUACAAGACGUUGCAUCGAAAACGAACGAAUCUGCCGGUGAUGGCACCACCAGUGCUACAGUCCUCGCACGAGCUAUCUUCUCAGAGACCGUUAAGAAUGUGGCUGCAGGAUGCAAUCCCAUGGACUUGCGCCGCGGCACUCAAGCGGCCGUCGAGGCUGUGGUCGAGUAUCUACAGAAGAACAAGAGAGUCAUCACGACCAGCGCUGAGAUUGCCCAGGUUGCUACCAUCAGUGCCAAUGGCGAUACUCACAUCGGUAAGCUGAUCGCCAACGCCAUGGAGAAGGUCGGCAAGGAGGGUGUCAUUACAGUUAAGGAGGGCAAGACCAUGAGUGAUGAGUUAGAGGUUACUGAGGGCAUGCGCUUCGACCGUGGCUUUGUGUCACCAUACUUCAUCACAGACGCCAAGUCGCAAAAGGUCGAGUUUGAAAAGCCCUUGAUUCUCCUGUCCGAGAAGAAGAUCUCUGCCGUCCAAGACAUCAUUCCAGCUCUCGAGGCCUCUACCCAACUGCGACGGCCUCUGGUCAUCAUUGCUGAGGAUAUUGACGGCGAGGCUCUGGCGGUCUGCAUUCUGAACAAGCUCCGCGGACAGCUGCAAGUUGCCGCUGUGAAGGCUCCCGGAUUUGGUGACAACCGAAAGUCCAUCCUCGGCGACAUCGCUGUCCUUACAAACGGCACCGUUUUUACAGAUGAGUUGGACAUCAAGCUCGAGAAGGCCACUCCCGACAUGCUUGGCACGACCGGCUCUAUUACUAUCACCAAGGAGGACACCAUCAUUCUUAACGGAGAGGGAAGCAAAGAUUCUAUUGCGCAGCGUUGUGAGCAGAUCCGCGGUGUUAUGAGCGACCCUACCACAUCAGACUACGAGAAGGAAAAGCUCCAAGAGCGUCUGGCCAAGCUGUCUGGUGGUGUUGCCGUCAUCAAAGUCGGUGGCUCCUCUGAAGUCGAGGUCGGCGAGAAGAAGGACCGCUUUGUGGAUGCUCUGAACGCCACCCGUGCUGCUGUCGAGGAAGGUAUCCUGCCUGGUGGUGGCACAGCUCUCCUCAAGGCGGCUAGCAACGCCCUCAAGGACAUCAAGUCUGCCAACUUUGACCAACAGCUCGGUGUCAGCAUCGUCAAGAACGCCAUCACCCGCCCCGCAAGGACCAUUGUUGAGAACGCCGGCCUUGAAGGCUCAGUUGUUGUGGGCAAGCUUAUGGACGAGUUCGGCAACGACUUCCACAAGGGCUUCGACAGCGCUAAGGGCGAGUACGUGGACAUGAUCGAGGCCGGUAUCCUUGACCCUCUCAAGGUUGUCCGCACCGGCCUUGUCGAUGCGAGCGGUGUUGCCUCACUACUUGGCACAACCGAGGUGGCGAUUGUUGAGGCUCCCGAGGAGAAGGGCCCUGCCCCUGGUGGCAUGGGGGGUAUGGGAGGUAUGGGAGGUAUGGGCGGCAUGAUGUAAAACAACGGUAAAGCCUGAUUCUUAAUUUCCUUGUACCAAAACUUUGGGCUAGGGGUAUUCGGCUUCGGUGUUACGACGUACGGAUACAUAUGUGGCCAUGUAAUCUCUCCUCUCUGCUCUCCCGUACACAUGUACCUCGUUGUUGUUUUGAUAUCCCGAGAGGCGUUGCAAGAGUUGUAUAAUAGUCUAGAGCCACAAAAUCACGCAAUAGAUUCUCUAUGUCGAUAUGAUUUUGACACAAUCAUACGUCUUGCACCUUCAGGCAUGA